Molecule: messenger RNA, 1986 nt
Organism: Glycine soja
Lineage: Eukaryota; Viridiplantae; Streptophyta; Magnoliopsida; Fabales; Fabaceae
Product: galactoside 2-alpha-L-fucosyltransferase-like
Exons: 3
Coding region: 150-1943 (597 amino acids)
Biological process (GO): cell wall biogenesis; xyloglucan biosynthetic process
Cellular component (GO): Golgi apparatus; membrane
Molecular function (GO): galactoside 2-alpha-L-fucosyltransferase activity
Source: RefSeq, a predicted model, not a curated record
GCCGGCUUUUUGUUUUUAUUGAGAAUGCUUACAUGAAUCGAGUGUUUCUUCACUUCAUAUUCAGUUAGAAUAAACCCUCCUGUCAUAUAUAGUCUUUGUUUAAUUUCACUUCAUUAAUUUUAACGCCUUUGACUAAGGUUUUAGCAACCAUGGAAAUCUUUCAAGCCACAGCGGACAAGAUGAGGAUGAGUUCCAAAAGAUUUGCAACACUCUUUGUUGUAUUCUUCAUAUCAUUUCCUGUUUUUCUCAUUGUUUCUUCAAUAUACCGAAACUCAAGUUAUUAUGCUAUUUUUGAGGGGUUAUCCAAAGGCAGGGAAGCCGGAGAAUCAGCUCAAAACGUUACAAUCAAUAGAUUUCCAUUGGAAGGAGCAGUCCACAAUACAUCAGAAGAGAACUUAGUGUCGGAGCAUGUUAAGGUGCUGCCAGGAAUUUUUCAAAAUAGUUCAGAAGAAACGACAACGACUAACAAUAGUAUUGCAUCAAGAGUAGGCCCGAAAAAUGUUUCUUUGACUAGUUCAACAACUGAGUCAACUCCAGAUCUUGAAGACAAAGACAAAUUGCUAGGUGGACUUUUAACCACCGGAUUUGAUGAAGCAUCAUGCAUAAGUAGGAUGCAGUCCCAAUUGUACCGCAAAGCUUCUCCUCAUAAACCUUCUCCAUAUUUGAUAUCUAAACUACGUAACUAUGAAGAUAUUCACAGAAGGUGCGGACCUAAUAGUAGAGCUUACGACAGAAGCAUGAGAAAGAUUGUACGCUCAAAGAACAAAGGUGCUGUAGCUACAUUGUGUAAGUACCUUAUCUGGACACCUGCUAAUGGUUUGGGGAAUCAAAUGAUUAGCAUGGCUGCAACAUUUCUUUAUGCUAUGCUCACUGAUCGAGUGAUGCUUGUAAAAUUUGACAAAGACAAGCAGGGCCUAUUUUGCGAGCCGUUUCUCAAUUCAACUUGGGUAUUGCCUGAGAAGUCUCCUUUCUGGAAUGAAAAGCAUAUAGAAACAUAUCAGAUCAUGCUAGAGAAGGAUAGGAAUAGGACUAGCAAUUCAAAGGAUGAUUUACCAUCAGUUCUGUUUAUUAAUCUACAGCACACCCUCACUGAGCCUGAGAAAUUUUUUCACUGUGACCAUAGUCAAUAUCUUCUUCGGAAAGUUCCUUUGUUGAUUUUGCAGUCUGAUCAAUACUUUGUGCCGUCUCUGUUCAUGAACCCAUUUUUCAACCAGGAGGUUACCAAAAUGUUUCCAGAGAAAGACACAGUUUUCCACCAUUUGGGGCGUUACCUUUUUCACCCUUCAAACGAGGCAUGGAAACUGAUCAGCGAUUACUAUCAGGAACACUUGGCCAAGGCAGAUAAACGGAUAGGCUUACAGAUUAGAGUAUUUAGUCCCGUUUCUACUCCACAACAAACAGUCAUGGAUCUAGUUUUAAGCUGCACGUUGAAGCAUAAGAUACUGCCACAAGUGGAUUUGCAAACUUCAGCCGGAAAAAAUCAUAGUGUAAAGGCAGUUCUUGUGGCAUCUUUACAUAGAGAGUAUGGAGAUAAUUUACGGAGUAUGUAUCUGAAGAAAGCAACAGUUAGUGGGGAAGUCAUAGAAGUUUAUCAGCCAAGUCACGAAGAGCAUCAAAAGUUUAAUGAUAAUAAGCAUAAUCUAAAAGCUUGGAUAGACAUGUAUCUAAUAAGUUUAUCUGAGGAGUUAGUGACUACCUCUCUCUCUACUUUUGGCUACGUUGCUCAGGGAUUGGGGAAUUUGAAACCGUGGCUUCUUUACAGGCUAGUCAACAAUGACACCCAUUUUCCAUCCUGUGAACGAGAUUUCUCAUCGGAGCCUUGUUAUCAUGUUCCUCCCAAGCAUUACUGCAACGGAAAACCUAUCAAAGAUGUUUCUUCUUUCCCCUAUUUGAGGGAGUGCAAGGAUUAUUGUUAUGGUCUGAAGCUGGUUAACAGUACGUAGUUGCCGUAAUUGUUUUCAUUUUUUGUAAAAAUUUUGUUGUUGA